This is a messenger RNA of Python bivittatus (Burmese python), 3113 nucleotides long. RefSeq names its product proprotein convertase subtilisin/kexin type 1 (gene PCSK1). Gene Ontology annotation, cellular component: membrane; neuron projection. Gene Ontology annotation, biological process: peptide hormone processing. NCBI's taxonomy places the organism in Eukaryota, Metazoa, Chordata, Lepidosauria, Squamata, Pythonidae. Gene Ontology annotation, molecular function: serine-type endopeptidase activity. The record is from RefSeq and is a predicted model, not a curated record.
UUGACGUGGAAGCGCUCAUUCCCAUUCUGGCCGCGGCGGCUCUGAGCCCGGCUCCAGCAUGAGAGAGGGAAGACGGCGACCGCGGCCAGGCACUUUCUUAGCAACUGCCCGCUCCUUCCUUUCCCGUGCCUGAUCGCGUAGCAACCAGAGCCGAAGGGACUUUCCUCACCUUCUCCGGCCGACAAUUCCCAAUUUCUCCAGCUGUCUCACACCUGGAGUCCAUUUCCUCCUCCUGGAACAUCCCUUUCGCUCUCCCGGUGUCAUGGAAAAGAGGUGCCGGGCAGGGCAGGGCGUUCUCGCGGCUCUGCUCUGCGCCUGGACUGUGGUCCUCCUGGCCAAGGCAGAGCGGCAGUUUGUCAACGAAUGGGCAGCCGAGAUCCCGGGCGGUCCAGAAGCGGCAAAGGCCAUAGCGGACGAACUGGACUAUGAGCUUCUGGGACAGAUUGGAUCACUUGAAAAUCAUUAUCUAUUUAGACAUAAGAGUCACCCUAGAAGAUCUCGACGAAGUGCUUCUCAUAUCACUAGACAACUUGCAGAUGAUCAUCGUGUGACUUGGGCAGAACAACAGUAUGAAAAAAAACGAACUAGGCGUUCAGUAUUAGGAGACUCAGCAGAAAAUCUAUUCAAUGACCCAAUGUGGAACCAACAGUGGUAUCUGCAAGAUACAAGAAUGAACCCAUCUUUGCGCAAAUUGGAUCUCCAUGUUCUCCCGGUAUGGCAAAAGGGCAUUACAGGCAAAGGGGUUGUCAUAACAGUGCUUGAUGACGGCUUGGAGUGGAAUCACACAGACAUUUACUUUAACUAUGAUCCUGAUGCAAGUUAUGAUUUCAAUGACAAUGAUCAUGAUCCAUUUCCCAGAUAUGAUCCUACAAAUGAAAACAAACAUGGAACACGAUGUGCAGGAGAGAUUGCCAUGCAAGCAAACAACCUAAAAUGUGGAGUUGGAGUGGCAUACAAUUCCAAAGUUGGAGGGAUCAGAAUGCUGGAUGGCAUAGUCACAGACGCCAUCGAAGCUAGUUCAAUUGGGUUCAGUCCUGAUCAUGUGGAUAUUUACAGUGCUAGCUGGGGUCCAAAUGAUGACGGGAAAACAGUUGAGGGACCUGGCAGACUAGCACAAAAGGCUUUUGAAUAUGGAAUUAAAAAGGGAAGAAAGGGGAAAGGCUCCCUUUUCGUCUGGGCUUCAGGGAAUGGUGGCCGCCAAGGAGAUAACUGUGACUGUGAUGGUUACACAGAUAGCAUCUAUACAAUCUCGAUCAGCAGUGCUUCUCAGCAAGGCCAUUCUCCUUGGUAUGCAGAGAAGUGUUCCUCAACACUGGCCACAGCAUACAGCAGUGGGGACUAUUCUGACCAGAAAAUUAUAAGUGCUGAUCUUCAUAAUGAAUGCACGGCCACUCACACAGGGACUUCUGCUUCUGCUCCCUUAGCUGCGGGGAUUUUUGCUCUAGCCCUAGAAGCCAAUCCUAAUCUAACCUGGAGGGAUAUGCAACAUUUGGUAGUCUGGACAUCUGAAUUCGAUCCACUGGCCAACAAUCCAGGAUGGAAGAAGAAUGGAGCUGGGCUGAUGGUGAACAGCAGAUUUGGAUUUGGAUUACUCAAUGCUAAAGCACUGGUAGAUUUGGCCGAUCCUAAAAGCUGGAAAGGAGUGCCAGACAAGAAAGAAUGCAUAGUUAAGGACAAUGGCUUUGAGCCAAGAUUAUUAAGAGCUAGUGGUGAAGUUACCAUUGAAAUUCCUACAACGGCUUGUGAAGGCCAAGAAAAUGCCAUUAAAUCCUUGGAACAUGUACAGUUUGAAGCAACAAUUGAAUAUUCCCGCAGGGGUGAUCUUCAUGUGACCCUGACUUCCCCAUCAGGGACCAACACAGUCUUACUGGCUGAACGGCAAAGGGAUAAAUCACCCUAUGGUUUUAAGGACUGGGAUUUUAUGUCAGUUCACACUUGGGGUGAGGAUCCAGCAGGAACAUGGACUUUAAAAAUAAUUGAUAUGUCUAGAAGAAUGCAAAAUGAAGGCAGAAUUGUGAACUGGAAAUUGAUUUUGCAUGGCACUUCUACCCAACCUGAACAUAUGAAGGAACCUCGCAUCUAUACAUCAUACAACACUGUCCAAAAUGACAGGAGAGGUGUGGAAAAGAUGACAGAGUUUGUGGAGGACCACACCACCCAAGAGAACCUGAGUGACAGACCCAAAGUGAAAGGAAGCACUAGCAGCAAACAGCAAAACCAAGAUGAGGUUCCCUCUGAUGCAAUGCUCCGUCUACUCCAAAAUGCAUUCCAUAGUCAGUUGGUUGGGAAUCAUUUACCAAAGAAGAUGCUAAAUGAAAACACAGAUAUUCCAUAUGAACGUUUCUAUCAAGCUCUUGAGAAACUAAACCAAGGCCCCCAGCUGAGAGACUCAGAGGAGUCUCUAUAUAGUGACUAUGUUGACCUUUUUUACAAUUCAAAAUCAUAUAAACACAGGGAUGACAGACUACUACAAGCUUUGAUUGACAUUCUAAAUGAGGAAAAUUAAAAGUCCUUGGCAGAAACACUGGGUUGGAAAUAUUCAGAUACCCCAUCUCCAUUGCACUCCUAAUUUCAUACUAAUUGCCAUGUAUUGUAACAUUUCUGUGAACAUUUAUUCCAUAUCUAUCAGCUGCCUAAAGAAUAAGCAAAAUGAAAAGGUUGCUAGAUGUGAAAUAACAACCUAUUUAUUCAAAGCAUUCAAUAAUCCUUUCAUACAGGCAGCCUCCUUCAGGAAUGAGUAAAACUAAUAUCUCAAGGAAAUAGCACAAAUUCACUGCAACAGUUGUGUUUAUUAUCCCUUCUGUACAAACUAUAAAUAUAUUAGAUUUUAUUUCUGCUGGCCUAUCUCAAAAUGUAAGGUUGUUUGGAGAUACCAGGAAACUUGUUUGUCUUUCUAAGCAACAGAAAAUAUGGUCCCUGAGCACAAAAGGCAUAGCACAUAGCCCGUCUCCUUGGCCCCUCUCAUCCCAGUUUUGAAACUAGAAAGCCACAUCCAUGCUACAGGUAUAACAUAAAUUUGAAGAUAGCUCAGAUGAGAUCAAAAAGGGCCCUAAAUGUACAAUCAAUAGUGUUUCAGGCAAAGAAAACCUGGAAAAUAUAUUUGUUCCACUGAU